AUGGUCAAUCUUGGCUGCUCAGUGUCUACACUUCGGAUCUCCGGAGUUCAUCCUUUGCUUUGCAUUUCAAGAUGUCUCAAACUGGUGGAGAGCGGCGAUGUUAAGUUUUCUGAUCCUCCUCCUUUUGACUACAUGGGUCGCACUUUCUCUUUGUCACGAUCGUUUAUCGACUCUACUCCUCCCAGGUUCAAUGAUAACAGCAAGAUUAUUGUCGUUGAGGGGAACAUUGGCUCAGGAAAGUCAUAUUUGGCUUCCAAAUUGGCUGAGCACUUUGGCCUUAACUACUUCCCUGACCCAACGGAAGAUGAUAUAUACAUUUUCCGACAGAUUAACCCACCAUUUGAUUUGCGCUGCCACAAUUCACUGCUACCUCUCUCAGCCAAAUACUACACAUGUGAGAUGUUUUGGAACGAGCCAGAUCUCAUAAAUAUGGGAAAGCCCUUUACCAAAGGGAGGGGAUUCGUCACUGACAGGAGUCCGUUUUCUGAUAUCGCCUUUUCUGAUGCCUUUACCCAAGCUGGUCACUUUUCUGAUCUAGCUCAUCGUUGGUUCAAUCAAACUCAUGGCAUCACUAGCAAAUUUCUUUGGAAACCGCAUUUAAUCAUCUACGUCAAAUCGACUAAUGAUCAAAUAAGAGAACGGAUACGGAAGCGCAACUUAGUGAGUCUGACUAAAUUCGACUGA
Molecule: messenger RNA, 684 nt
Organism: Dicrocoelium dendriticum
Lineage: Eukaryota; Metazoa; Platyhelminthes; Trematoda; Plagiorchiida; Dicrocoeliidae
Source: the annotation of a GenBank genome assembly